AUGGCUCGUUCUAUCGCCCUGGCUGCCCUGCUUUACGCCCUUCCGAUCGCGGCCAAGACCGAUAUCGAGGGAUGUACUUCUUUCACCAGCACCGUCACUGUUGAUCCCUCGCCUGGUUAUGGGAACACCUACGAGACCGUCAUCUGGUACGUGCCAGACACUCUCGAGAUCUGCAAGGGAGUCGACUGUGGAGGAGGUCGAGCACCACCCAAGAGCAUCCCCGGUUGUCCCUUGUACAAGGGCACCGAGACUGUAACGGUCGAGUUCCUCAAACACUACCCUAUGUCUCCCAAGACUACAGCUGUGGCUCCCAAGACAGAGGCAUCUCUUGAGGAAACCAACUGGUCUACUGUCUCAUACACUGGAACAGAGGACUAUACCAUCACGGACGACUCCCCGUAUACCGGAAUCCUCUCUGCCACUGAGACUUUGAGCACCGAUGCUCAGCCCACCAAUACCCUCACUAGGUCCGAGACCGAGACUAAGAAGCCAGUCGAACCCAAGACCACAGCCAUGUUGACCAGGUCGUUUCAUAAUGAGACUAUGACUUCAACUGAAAGUUCUGAAGAGACUACAAAGGAGCAAAACCCUUCUGCCACUGUUGUCAACCCCGAUAGUGCUGCAGCUGGACUUGUUGUUAAGGCUGGGGGUGUACUUGCCGGAGUAGCUGGUGCUAUUGCCUUGGUUCUGUGA
Fusarium sp. VM40 is the source of this 693-nucleotide messenger RNA. Lineage: Eukaryota; Fungi; Ascomycota; Sordariomycetes; Hypocreales; Nectriaceae. The record is from the annotation of a GenBank genome assembly.